AUCCACAAUCCAAACACUCUUACCCAAAACUUUCUCCUCUUCCAAUUAAAAUCAAAAGAGAAACAAAGGAAAAAAGAAAUCAUAUCGAAAACAUGGAAAACACCACCCUCUUCGACGUCAGCGGCAAAGUCGUCCUCGUAACCGGCGGCGCCAAAGGCAUUGGCCGCAUGAUCAGCGAGGGCUUCGUACGCAACGGUGCCACCGUCUUCGUCUCCUCGCGCGACGCCAAAGCAUGCGAGGCAGCGUGCAAGGAGAUGAAUGCGCUGGGCAAGGGCAAGGCAGAUUUCAUAGCCGCAGACUUGUACAAGGAGGAUGCGGCUGCGUAUAUUGCCGCGGAGUUGGGCAAGAGGACUACGAAACUCGACGUCCUCGUCAACAACAGCGGCAGCAACUGGGGCGAAUCCUACGAUAAAUACCCCGCGGCGGCUUGGGACCGCGUGCUGAACCUCAACCUCAAGCGCGUCUUCCAACUCACACAGGCCGUUACGCCCCUGUUGGAAGCAGCAGCUUCGCCCUCCUCCCCCGCCCGCAUUAUCAACAUCGGCAGCGUAGACGGCCUGCGCGUCCCCGCCCUCGAGACGUUUGCGUACUCGGCGUCUAAAGCCGGAUUGCACCAUAUGAGCCGGGUGCUGGCGAGCCAUCUGGGUAAGAGGGGGAUUACGAGUAAUACGAUUGCGUGCGGUCCGUUUCAGAGUAAGAUGAUGAAGGCGACGCUGGAGAAGUAUCAGGAUGUGAUUACGGGGGGUAUUCCGCUGGGCAGGAUCGGUACGCCCGAGGAUGUAGCCGGCACAUGUAUUUGGUUGUCCAGCCGAGCGGGGUCGUAUGUCAAUGGUGCGACGAUUACGUUGGAUGGCGGCAGUGUUGUUGGUGCCAAGUUGUAGAGCUUGGUUGGCAUGGCGUGUAAAAAAAGUAAGCCUAGUUAUCGAAUCCAUGUAGUACGCAUAGAAAAAAACAAGAAACGUAAUUAAACCCUCAAGAAUGCAUGGGCUCUGUA
Messenger RNA from Bipolaris maydis ATCC 48331, 994 nucleotides. RefSeq lists its product as uncharacterized. Gene Ontology annotation, molecular function: oxidoreductase activity. The record is from RefSeq and is a predicted model, not a curated record. Lineage: Eukaryota; Fungi; Ascomycota; Dothideomycetes; Pleosporales; Pleosporaceae.